GUCUUCAGCCAGCCUCGGGAAAGGUGGCGCUAUGGCCGCUGGAAGUGCAGCUGCCGGCGUAUGCCUGCGGGAAGCCACCCAGCGAAAGUUGCAGAGGUUUUCAAAGCUAAGAGGCAAACCUGUGGUAGCUGGAGAAUUCUGGGACAUUGUUGCAAUAACAGCAGCUGAUGAAAAACAGGAACUUGCUUAUAAGCAACAACUGUCAAAAAAGCUGAAAAAAAAGGAGUUACCCCUUGGAGUUCAAUAUCAUGUUUUUGUUGAUCCUGCUGGAGCAAAAAUUGGAAAUGGAGGAUCAACACUUUGUGCCCUUCAAAGUUUGGAAAAGCUAUAUGGAGAUAAAUGGAAUUCUUUUACCAUCUUGUUAAUUCACUCUGGUGGCUACAGUCAACGCCUUCCAAAUGCAAGUGCUCUGGGGAAAAUUUUCACUGCCUUACCUUUUGGUAACCCCAUCUAUCAGAUGUUAGAAUUAAAACUCGCCAUGUACAUUGAUUUCCCCUCACAUAUGAAUCCUGGGAUUCUGGUUACCUGUGCAGAUGAUAUUGAACUUUAUAGUAUUGGAGAAUCUGAGUUUAUUAGGUUUGACAAACCUGGCUUUACUGCUUUAGCUCAUCCUUCUAGUUUAACUGUAGGUACUACACAUGGAGUUUUUGUUUUAGAGCCUUGUAAUGGUGUAGAAUAUAGAGACCUUGAAUACAGACGUUGUCAUCGUUUCCUUCAUAAGCCCAGUAUAGAAAAGAUGCAUCAAUUUGAUGCUGUGUGUAGACUUGGAAAUUUUUCUCAACAGGACUUUGUGAGGGGUGAUACUCCCUCUCUUAAAUUAGACCUUGAGUAUGUCUACACAGACAGCCUAUUUUACAUGGAUCAUAUUUCAGCGAAAAAGUUACUGGGUUUUUAUGAAAGAAUAGGCACGCUGAACUGUGAAAUAGAUGCCUAUGGAGACUUUCUGCAGGCUUUGGGACCUGGAGCAACUGUGGAGUACACCAGAAACACAUCAAAUGUCACUAAAGAAGAGUCAGAGCUGGUAGAUAUGAGGCAGAGAAUAUUUCAUCUUCUUAAAGGAACAUCACUAAAUGUUGUUGUUCUUAAUAACUCCAAAUUUUAUCACAUUGGAACAACUGAAGAAUAUUUGUUUCAUUUUGCUUCAGAUAGCAGUUUGAAGUCAGAGCUUGGCUUACAGUCCAUAGCCUUUAGCAUCUUUCUAGCAGUACCAGAAUGCUCUGGUAACACAUCCUGUUUCAUUCAAAGUAUCCUGGAUUCAAGAUGUUCUGUGGCGCCUGGCUCAGUUGUGGAGUAUUCCAGAUUGGGGCCUGAUGUUUCAGUCGGGGAAAACUGCAUUGUUAGUGGUUCUUAUAUCAUAGCAACAGCUGUCCUGCCUGCAUUUUCUUUUGUGUGUUCCUUAAGCUUGAAGAUGAAUGGACACUUAGAGUAUUCAACUAUGGCAUUUGGAGUACAGGACAACUUGAAAAAGAAUGUUAAAACAUUGUCAGAUAUAAAAUUACUUCAAUUCUUUGGGGUCUGUUUCCUGUCAUGCUUAGAUAUUUGGAAUCUGAAAGUUACAGAGGAACUGUUCUCAGGAAACAAAACAUGUUUGAGUUUGUGGAAUGCUCGUAUUUUCCCAAUUUGUUCUUCUUUGAGUGAUUCGGUUACAACAUCCCUAAAGAUGUUAAAUGCUGUGCAGAACAAGUCAACAUUCAGCCUGAAUAACUAUAAGCUAUUGUCCAUUGAAGAAAUGCUUGUCUACAAAGAUGUAGAAGACAUGAUAACUUACAGGGAGCAAAUUUUUCUAGAAAUUACUGCAAAUAGAAAACAGUCUGGUUUAGAGACAUCUUAAAUGUUGUAUACUUUGCCUUUCUGUUUUUUUUGUGUGUGUGUGAGUAAGACUAGCCCUGAGCUAACAUCCGAUGCCAAUCCUCCUCUUUUUUUUUGCUGAGGAAGACUUGCCCUGGGCUAACACCCAUGCCCAUCUUCCUCCACUUUACAUGGGACGCCGCCACAGCAUGGCUUAGCAAGCCGUGCAUCGGUGCGCGCCCGGGAUCUGAACCGGCGAACCCCGGGCUGCCGCAGUGGAGCGUGCACACUUAACCACUUGCGCCACUGGGCCGGCCCCGCUACUUUGCCUUUCUUGAUUGAGCAAGAUUGCAGAUAUAGAAGUUUUCUAUAGACAUUUGUUUGUUUCAUUGAAAUGAAUUAAGGAAAAUAUAUUAACAUAAUUGCUGUCGCACUACAUAAAUAACACAAAUACACAUAAGAUAUUUUUUGAUGAAAAUUAAUAUUUCAAGUCUAAGUUCAGAAAAAGAAAUGGAUGUUUAUCACUAUUUUUAAUUUUUCUUUUAAUAAAGGUGGAUUUAUGGAGCAUUGUUUUCUUCACAUAAUACUAUAGUAGUUUUAAAGGUAAUCUUUUAAACAUACCUUUAGAGUUUUUCCAUCUUCUUUUGGGCUUUGGUUCCAAUAAAGCUCUAAAUUAUUGGCAGGUCUCUCCUCAAACGUCAUAGUCCUAGUCUGAUGAAUUAAUAAAAAUGGCAUACUAUAGGGUCUUCAGAGCACUGUACGAAUACUGUAGAAAUACUUUUUUGGAGACACAUCCAUAGCUGACAAAUUCAGAUUAAAUCAAUGCUGAAAAUACUGUGAUUAUCUUAAUUGAUAAAUAACUAGAUAACAAAUGGCUCUGAAAUUGAUGAUAAAAAUUUAUCUUAUUUAUUGAUCUCAUCAAAAUGAAACAAAAAGGGUGUAUAUGUUAUUUUGUCCUUAUAAACUUAAACAUGUGUUUGUAUAUUUUAAAUCUUUUCCCUAAAGUUCCAUCCACAGGAAAACACACACACACACAAAACUCAAGUAUCUGUGUGAGGAAGAUGUUAGGAAUAAUUGGGAUUCACUAUAAUCAUAUAAGUUCACUUUGCACAUUACUCUCAUCCUCUCUUAUUAAUCCCAUUAAUAGAACUGUUAAAUUACCAGAUGGACUGAUUUUACUUUCCAUUUCCUAUCUUCUGUCCAUGCACUGGUGAUGAUGCUGAGAAGCAAUAAAUGGCCAAAAGGUACACAGCAGGAAGGAGCCAGAAGAAUAGAAGGACUGAGAAAAUACACAGAUGAUAAACAGCUUCAAGAAAAUAAAAAUUGGCUGGAAUCCCAAGUUAUGUGUUCCUAUUUUGGUAAAAGCAUGUGAAAUGUCUUCAUAUCGAAGUCUAAUAACAGAAAAGGUAUAUCCGUUUUGUGGUUUAACGUGAAUAAAUAGAAAUAAGAACUGGUCUUUGCCACUUUUAUUUAUGUAUUAACAUAUCAAUAUGAAAGUAAUUGGAAAACCAGAAGUAACUUGUCUGCAACCCUCAAUUAUAAUAUUUGUGUGUGUGUGUUCUUUUUUUCAAGGUUCUUCCCAAGGAGAAAACAGAGAUAUAUGGUAGCUAUUGUUUAGCAUUUACUGAUUUACUUGCAGACCUUUCAGAGGAUAUGUGUUUGUUGUUCAUUAAAUGUUCAAUACUGUAUUUCAUAUGAUCUAAAGUGCCAUCAAUUAUUAAGAAUCACCAUUAUUUUAUGUUCCACUGAAAAAGAGAAAACACUACCAAUAAAAAAUGCUGCAAUGC
Diceros bicornis minor is the source of this 3575-nucleotide messenger RNA. It is a transcript of the gene FPGT, whose product is annotated as fucose-1-phosphate guanylyltransferase. The transcript has 4 exons. Gene Ontology annotation, molecular function: transferase activity, transferring phosphorus-containing groups. Lineage: Eukaryota; Metazoa; Chordata; Mammalia; Perissodactyla; Rhinocerotidae. The record is from RefSeq and is a predicted model, not a curated record. The coding region runs from base 32 to 1831 and encodes 599 amino acids.